UAGCAGGCACCACAUUUAAGUGAGUAUAAAAUUAUCAUUUUCCCAGGCGACCGGGCAGUGCGAUCUGGAGAAGUGAGCCGUUAAGAACUGUAGUUUAGUCGUUUAGCUGCCGGUCGGUGUUCUCGUCACGUCGUUGUGUCGUCGAGGAAAAGAAUAACACGAUGACUAAGUUGUAUCAUCGCGUAUCGCUGUUGAUACUGCUGGUGUCCUCUGUGGGCUACUUGGAUGCAUUGGAUUUCGCUGGACUCGCCAAAUCAACGGGAGAUGUAGCGAAGGUCGCCGGGAAAACGGUCAAAACGGUCGUCGAGAAGGUUCCGGAGAUUUUCUCGCCAGAACAGCUGGCGGAUUUCGCGAAACAAUCCAUCGCCGGAGUGCCACUGGAGGCGUUAGCCGCGACCAUCAAUAAGAUCUGUUCAUUUGCGGUAUCAGCAAAUGCAACGGAAUCGGACAACUCGGUGAACAUUUCCGCGUUGAACUACGUCCUGAUGACGGGUGCGGAGAACGUCACAGUGCCGCUGCUGGAUUCGGACGCCCUGUGGAGUUAUCCGUUGUUCAACGAUUCGCAGGACACGGUUAUCCUCGUCACGGGAUGGACCUCGAACAUCAACGGAUCGAACCGGGCCAUCGACACCAUCUUCAGUGCCUACCAGGCACGUGGAGGAAACAAUUUUGUAGUCAUCGAUACUUCAGACUUCGUGGACACCCUGUACACUUGGUCUGCGUUCAACACCAAUGAAUUGGGCGAGGCCCUAGCCGUAGGCCUGCAACAUUUGAUCAACUUUAUACCGGUGGAAAAGAUACAUCUGAUCGGACACAGUCUGGGGGCACAUAUUGUGGGAAGUGCCGGAAGACACUUCCAAAGGUUGACCAAUGCCUCAAUUCCGAGAAUCACCGGGCUGGAUCCGGCGAAUCCGUGCUUCAACGAAGGUGAAGCGCUGAGCGGAAUUUCCCGUGGAGACGCCGAUUUCGUGGACAUCAUUCACAGUAAUGCGAAGGUUCUGGGCAAGCGGGAUCCCAUCGGCGACGUGGAUUUCUAUCCAAACGGAGUGGUUUCCGUUCAACCCGGAUGCCUGGACCCUUCCUGCUCGCAUGCUAGGGCUUGGGAGCUGUACGCCGAAACCGUCUACCCAGGCAACGAGAACCAUUUGCUGGCGGUGAAAUGCAACUCUAUCCUAUCGCUCGAUACCGGUGCCUGCCCGAGCAAAGCCAUACCACUGGGAUACGCGUGUCCUCGGACGGCAAAGGGAAACUACUUUCUGAAAACCAAUGACAAAUUUCCGUUCGGAAAGAAUUUGUAAAGGCCAUGUGAACAUAAGAUGAAUGUAUUUGUUGAUUAUUUAUAC
Messenger RNA from Aedes albopictus (Asian tiger mosquito), 1343 nucleotides. RefSeq names its product vitellogenin-1. Gene Ontology annotation, molecular function: lipase activity. Gene Ontology annotation, biological process: lipid catabolic process. The transcript is spliced from 4 exons. The record is from RefSeq and is a predicted model, not a curated record. Bases 162 to 1298 code for a protein of 378 amino acids. Lineage: Eukaryota; Metazoa; Arthropoda; Insecta; Diptera; Culicidae.